AUGGCCUACGGCAGCGUCGUCCAAAGUGCGGCCACGACAAGUCCGCCGUCGUUUCAGUUUGCCGAUGGUGGCAUUGGCCCGACAACAGACAACACCAACCUCAACGGUCCAGUACUUGCUCAGGCCGUGUACAGCAAGUACGGCUUCUACUCGGCUACUCUGUCGUUGGCUUCUGGUGUUAGGAGCAUUUCACACUGGGUCAUUACGAUGGGCUUGAAGGUGGACGCGAGGUUAGGGGGUUAG
Molecule: messenger RNA, 243 nt
Organism: Vanrija pseudolonga
Lineage: Eukaryota; Fungi; Basidiomycota; Tremellomycetes; Trichosporonales; Trichosporonaceae
Exons: 2
Coding region: 1-243 (80 amino acids)
Source: RefSeq, a predicted model, not a curated record